ACUAAUUUCUUCGAUUAUAAGAGUUCGCGAAUAUUUGCUAUUAAGACAGGGAAGAUAUUGAGCAACAAAGUUAGAAGAAAAAAACCAUUCUCCCACUUUUUGAAUUUGAAUUAUUUUUCUUAAUAUUUUGUUUAAGAGCACAUAUUCGUUAAUUACUUUAAAAAAUUUUUCUCGAUUAUGAUUGAAAUAAAUUGAAUCGAACACUAUUAAUGUACUGACCUCAUAGAUUUUUUUAAUAAAUAAUUUUUAGAAGGAAUGGAAGGGAAUGCAAAAGAAAUGAUAGAUUUAUAUUGUAAACAAUUUUUAAUUACUACUUAUUGUGUAUACAUUUGUAUACAUUGACUCCGAGUUUCGCCGAUUACACUCUAUUCACCGCAGUUUGUGAUAUGCAAAUUAAGUUGGUGGUCGAUAGCCAGGUCGAUUGUGCACUUAUUUACCCGCAUAGGAAAGCAAGUUGUUGAGAGCAUUUGAAAUUAAUUAUGCCUUCUCGAGGCGAAGAUAUAUUAAAAGGUUUUCAAGUUAAUUGGAUGAAUUUACGGGAUGCCGAUAGUGGUAAAAUAUUAUGGCAAGGUAACGAAGACCUAUCCGUACCUGAAGUAGAACACGAAGCAAGAGUGCCUAAAAAGAUUCUGAAAUGUCGAGCAGUUUCACGUGAAAUAAAUUUCAGUUCGGCUGAACCCAUGGAAAGAUUUAGGUUAGAACAAAAAGUGUUGUUCAAAGGACGCUGCCUGGAGGAAUGGUUCUUUGAAUUUGGUUUCGUUAUUCCAAACAGUACAAACACAUGGCAGAGUCUAAUUCAAGCAGCACCAGAAAGUCAAAUGAUGCCAGCUAACAUAUUAAAUGGCAAUGUAGUAAUAGAGACAAAAUUUUUUGAUGAUGAUCUACUGGUUUCUACAAGUAAAGUACGACUUUUUUACAUCUAACCGUCUCCAUUCGAUCCUGGUGACAAUGCUACAUGGGUCCAACUAAUGUGUUUCUAUGCACGCAAUCAAGAUGGAAUACAGAGACUACAAGAAUUCUAAACAAAGUUCAUAUUGAACAUUUUACUUUAUGCACCUACUGUGAUAUGCACGUGCUAGACAUAUUUUUUCAUAAGAUUCUCUUGAACAGAAGAAGUGGCACCAGUUUUAUUUUUUAAGUGAACCAACAAAGACUUACUACAAUGUAAUGCUUGAGCUAUUGAAUGUGCACUUUACAGCACAUUGUGUUUUUAUUUAUGAAGUAUGGAUGGAUGUAGUAAUUUUUGUACAUAUUGUAAUACACUACACUGCUGUAAUAAAGCAAUAUGUAUA
Nomia melanderi (Alkali bee) is the source of this 1292-nucleotide messenger RNA. It is a transcript of the gene PrBP, whose product is annotated as Prenyl-binding protein. Gene Ontology annotation, biological process: sensory perception of light stimulus. Lineage: Eukaryota; Metazoa; Arthropoda; Insecta; Hymenoptera; Halictidae. Gene Ontology annotation, cellular component: cytoplasm. The record is from RefSeq and is a predicted model, not a curated record.